This is a messenger RNA of Cuculus canorus (common cuckoo), 909 nucleotides long. RefSeq names its product nucleoredoxin like 2 (gene NXNL2). NCBI's taxonomy places the organism in Eukaryota, Metazoa, Chordata, Aves, Cuculiformes, Cuculidae. The coding region runs from base 14 to 484 and encodes 156 amino acids. Gene Ontology annotation, biological process: sensory perception; photoreceptor cell maintenance. The transcript has 2 exons. The record is from RefSeq and is a predicted model, not a curated record.
GGGUCGGGGCAGGAUGGUGGAUGUGUUCAGCGGGAGGGUCCUGGUCAGCAAGGACGGCCGCAGCGUGGACGCCGAGGAGGCGCUGCAGAACAAGGUCGUGGGCUUGUACUUCUCCGCCAGCUGGUGCUCGCCCUGCCGCGACUUCACCCCCGUGCUCUGCGACUUCUACACGGAGCUGCUGGAGGAGACCCAGCCCCCCGCCCCCUUCGAGGUCGUCUUCAUCUCCUCCGACCACAGCGCCGAGGAGAUGGCGGGGUACAUGCACGCUAUGCACGGGGACUGGCUGGCGCUGCCCUUCCACGACCCCUACAAGCAUGAUCUGAAGAAGAAAUACAACAUAACAGCAAUUCCUAAGCUGGUGAUUGUGAAACAAACUGGAGAAGUCAUUACUGACAAGGGAAGGAAACAGAUCAGAGACAAGGGACUAUCCUGUUUCCAGAACUGGCUUGAGGGUGCGGAUAUCUUUCAAAACUUUAAUAUCUGAAAUGCUGGCAGAUGAAAGCAAGAGAAGGCAUCAUGGAAAACUUUGUAGAGCUCUGAAACUGUGAUUGCCUUUUUCAAAAAGAAGGGCAAGGUUAUUUAUCUUCUCUUGUAAACAAAGUUUGUUUUCAACUUGAAGAUUAGCAUUAGGUUACAAAAUGUAAUUGUUUUAUUUGUAGUGUUCCAUCUACUAUAUUCAGUAUAAAUCAAAACAUUCCUGAUAAUACUGAAGAAUUUCAAGAGGGUGGGCUGUUCUAGGCAGUAAUAAUAGAGCACUGUGAAAUCUAUGCAACUCUAUGCACUUCCUUUGCAAAAUCUGUACAAUAAAGGUUACAUGUAAGCACAAACUUAUUUUUCUUGAUGACAGUGCAUUUUCUGGUGAUUAGCACAUAUAUUUUAUUAAGAAAUAGUUUUCUUUAAUAAAUAACU